AAUUAAUAUAACGGAAUAAUGGUAAUAUAUGGUGUUUACAUAGUAAGCAAGUCCGGUGGUCUUAUUUUCAACUAUGACCAUAAUAUUCCACGAGUUGAAGCAGAGAAAACAUUCGGUUUUCCAUUGGACAUCAAAUUGCAGUAUGAAAAUAAGAAAGUUAUCGUCGCUUUUGGACAACGAGAUGGGAUAAACGUUGGACAUAUGCUACUGUCGGUCAAUGGUACUCCAGUGAAUGGGCGCACCACAGAGGAUGGAAGAGAUGUUUUUGACAUCAUAGAAACCAAGGAAAACUAUCCUCUUAGUCUAAAGUUUGGCCGUGCCCGAGCAACCACAAAUGAGAAGAUAGUACUGGCCAGCAUGUUCUACCCAUUGUUUGCUCUAGCCAGCCAGUUAAGCCCUGUUCCCAAGUGCUCCGGAAUUGAGUCACUAACAGCAGACACAUUCAAGCUCUCCUGUUUCCAGACAUUAACAGGAGUGAAGUUCAUUAUAGUGACAGACCCCUCCAUGCAAGGUGCAGAAGUGGUUCUCAAGAGGAUCUAUGAGCUUUAUUCUGACUAUGCACUGAAGAACCCUUUCUACUCACUAGAGAUGCCCAUCCGGUGCGAACUGUUUGAUACCUCGCUGCACACACUGCUGGAGCUGGUGGAGAAGUCUGGCACCGCCAACUUAUAGUGCCGGGCUUAACUUGAGUUUAUUAAGAG
Messenger RNA from Spodoptera exigua (beet armyworm), 701 nucleotides. NCBI's taxonomy places the organism in Eukaryota, Metazoa, Arthropoda, Insecta, Lepidoptera, Noctuidae. The record is from the annotation of a GenBank genome assembly.